Hyphopichia burtonii NRRL Y-1933 is the source of this 2259-nucleotide messenger RNA. It is a transcript of the gene ILV2, whose product is annotated as acetolactate synthase catalytic subunit. The transcript has a single exon. Gene Ontology annotation, cellular component: acetolactate synthase complex; mitochondrion. The record is from RefSeq and is a predicted model, not a curated record. Gene Ontology annotation, molecular function: flavin adenine dinucleotide binding; magnesium ion binding; thiamine pyrophosphate binding. Bases 84 to 2120 code for a protein of 678 amino acids. NCBI's taxonomy places the organism in Eukaryota, Fungi, Ascomycota, Pichiomycetes, Serinales, Debaryomycetaceae. Gene Ontology annotation, biological process: L-valine biosynthetic process.
AAAAAAAAAAUUAUUUUUUUCAAAAAAUUUUUCACUUAUUUGAUUGAAUCAAGUUGAUUUCCUAAAACAAGGAUUUUUAUAAGAUGAUCUCCCGUACUAUAAGGGCUUCCAGUGCCAAAAGAGCACUUCUUAUGGCUAGUUGUCGUGGCCAAGUUAGAUAUCUUACCAAAUCUAACUUAUCUAAGGCUACUAUGACCAAUAAUGAAAAUAAUAACGGUGGUAAUAAUAGACCAACCCCAGCACCUUCAUUUAAUCAAGAAACCCAAGACGAAAGUAUUGGUAAGAGUAUUCACUCUCACCAACCAAUCAUGGAUGAUUCCUUUAUUGGGUUAACCGGUGGGGAAAUUUUCCACGAAAUGAUGUUAAGACAUAAAGUUGAUACUGUUUUCGGUUACGCUGGUGGUGCUAUUUUACCAGUUUUCGAUGCUAUUUACAAUUCUGAAAAAUUCCAAUUUGUCUUACCAAGACAUGAACAAGGUGCUGGGCAUAUGGCUGAAGGUUAUGCUCGUGCCAGUGGUAAACCUGGGGUUGUUUUAGUUACCUCUGGUCCUGGUGCUACUAAUGUUAUAACUCCAAUGGCUGAUGCAUUAAUGGAUGGUGUUCCAUUGGUUGUUUUCAGUGGACAAGUUCCAACUACUGCCAUUGGUACUGAUGCUUUCCAAGAAGCUGAUGUUAUCGGUAUUUCAAGAUCAUGUACUAAAUGGAACGUUAUGGUUAAAAAUGUUGCAGAAUUACCAAAAAGAAUUAAUGAAGCUUUUGAAAUUGCUACUUCUGGUAGACCAGGUCCUGUUUUAGUUGAUUUACCAAAAGAUGUUACUGCAGCUAUUUUAAGAGAACCAAUUCCAAUCAAUACUACUUUACCAUCAAAUGCUUUAAGUCAAAUUACUAAAAAGGCAGCCACUGAAUUUACUAUGGAAGCAAUUAAAAGAGCUUCCAGUUUAUUAAAUAAAGCUAAGAAACCAAUUAUUUAUUGUGGUGCUGGUAUAUUAAAUAAUGAAGAUGGUCCAAAAUUAUUAAAAGAAUUGGCUGAUAAAGCAAUUAUUCCCGUUACUACUACUAUUCAAGCUUUAGGUGCAUUUGAUCAAAAUGAUGAAAAAUCUUUAGAUUUCUUAGGUAUGCAUGGUAACGCUGCUGCAAAUGUUGCAAUGCAAAAUGCUGAUUUAAUUUUAGCUUUAGGUGCAAGAUUUGAUGAUCGUGUUACUGGUAAUGUUUCAAAAUUUGCUCCUGCUGCUAAAUUAGCUGCUCAAGAAGGUAGAGGUGGUAUUAUUCACUUUGAAAUUAGUCCAAAGAAUAUUAAUAAAGUUGUUGAAGCAACUGAAGCAGUUGAAGGUGAUGUUACUUCAAAUCUUUCCAAAUUUUUACCGCUUAUUAAUCAAAUUAAAGAAAGAAAUGAUUGGAUGUCUCAAAUUAAAUUAUGGAAAGAAAAAUACCCUUAUAAUUAUAUGAAAGAAACUCCUGAUUCUAAGAUUAAACCACAAACUUUAAUCAGAGAAAUUUCUGAUCAAUCCCAAACUUAUGGUAAAGAAGUUAUUGUUACCACUGGUGUUGGUCAACAUCAAAUGUGGACUGCUCAACACUGGACUUGGACUAAGCCAAGAACCAUGAUUACCUCUGGUGGUUUAGGUACUAUGGGUUAUGGUUUACCAGCUGCUAUUGGUGCUCAAAUUGCUAAGCCUGAAGCUAUCGUUAUUGAUAUUGAUGGUGACGCUUCCUUUAGUAUGACUUUAACCGAAUUAUCUUCUGCUGUUCAAGCAAAUGCUCCAGUUAAAAUUUGUGUUUUAAAUAAUGAAGAACAAGGUAUGGUUACUCAAUGGCAAUCAUUAUUUUAUGAACAUAGAUAUUCUCAUACCCAUCAAUCAAAUCCUGAUUUCAUGAAAUUAGCUGAAGCCAUGGGCUUACAAGGUAUUAGAAUUGAAACUCAAGAUCAAUUAAAAUCUGGUGUUAAACAAUUCUUAGACGCAAAGGGCCCUGUUUUAUUAGAAGUCAUUGUUGAAAAGAAGGUCCCUGUCUUACCAAUGGUUCCAGGUGGUAAUGCAUUAGAUGAUUUCAUCCAAUUCGAUGCAGAAGUCGAAAGACAAGAAAAAGAAAUAAGAAGAGAAAGAACCGGUGGUUUACAUUAAGUAUCUCUUGAGCAUUUCACAAGUUAUUAAAAAGUUUGAUUUUCUAUUUAUCUUCAUUUUUCCCUCUAUUUAUCUUCAUUUUAUACUUUUCUCUUUUUAUCCAUGUAUAUUCUUAAAUUAUCCUUUUAUUUCAAAUUCU